Molecule: messenger RNA, 609 nt
Organism: Knipowitschia caucasica
Lineage: Eukaryota; Metazoa; Chordata; Actinopteri; Gobiiformes; Gobiidae
Source: the annotation of a GenBank genome assembly
AUGCAGGAGGACGAGGAGGAGCUGGCGGAUCAGAUGAUGGAGGAGCUGGACUGUGAUGGAGACGGUCUGUUGGACUUGGAGGAGUUCCUGGAUCUGGUGAACGUGUUCUCCUGCACUGUUCUGGAGCUGGAUCAGGACCAUGUGUACGUAGGGACCAAAGUUCUCUCUGGUCUCGAGCCCUACACCCUGAUUGUGGCAGUCGUUGUGCUUGGACUGGUGGUGUGUGUCCUACUGUGGGGGAUUUGGAGAAGCAGCCAGAAAAGAGAAGUGAAGCGCUGUGACCAUCUGUCUCUCUCCAAUCAGCCUGACGACGGCCUCACGUACACAGCUGGGGAGUUGCUGUCUUCCUCCGGUUCGACCACAGCGAGACUCAGGCGAGACCACGACUCGUACACAAAGAAAAGCGACGUCAGGUCACUUAGGCGCUGCAGGAUGUCUGGACACUCUUCGGACAUGACCGCGGCGAGAGGAGCAGGUGCGAGGAGGUGGUGGAGAUGUGGAGCAGAGAGGAGCAGGUGCGAGGAGGUGGUGGAGAUGUGGAGCAGAGAGGAGCAGGUGCGAGGAGGUGGUGGAGAUGUGGAGCAGAGAGGAGCAGGUGCGAGGAGGUGA